AUGCCGAAGCCUUUUCUUUCCCCAUCUUCCACCAGCACUGCUCCAUUGUCCCGUCGAACCGGCAUCAGAUUUCGAUAUCAUUCAUCUCCUUCUCCCAAAAUAUUGAACUCUCGUCGACGAGACAUUAUAGCUACACGACAAUGUCGAUAUACACCAACCCCUCAUCGUCGAGGGUUCAGUCAAUUAACACCCAAACCACUUGCGCGGUUACACGAUCGGCGCGAUAUUGAUGCUUUUUUCUUCUCGGGCCGAUCUUCGAAUACGACACAUUCUAAUAGGAAUAGAAGGGAUGAUGGGGAUAGGACCAAGAAUACGAGACAAGCCGAUCAGACGGUGAAAUAUGAUAUACCCGGUUCCGAGGGGGAUCAUAAACCACCUGAUGAACGGGUUGUGAGGUUGGGGAAGACUCUACGAAAAUUAUCGCCUCUCCUCCCGAAUAUCCUCAUCCAUCCUCUCCCCACUGAAAUCCUCUCACCGCAGAUAACUCUCCAUCUAUUCCCAUCCACGCAUCCGCAUUUACCGAACGUCAAGGGCCGAGUACUCUACCGCGCGGCGUUAUGGACUGUCCCCGUGGCAUGGAGUAGCCUCCCGCUAUUAGGGAACGUCAAACUUCAGAUCCUGAGUGAACGCAUGGUCCGCGCUGAUUCCGUGUUGGGUUGUGAGAAUUAUGCGACUACGGAUUGUGGUGAGGAGAGGUUUGUCGUCCGUUGGAAGACGAGUCAUGACCCAUCAACAACAACAACAUCAUCAUCAUCAUCGUCGUCGUCGUUGUCCUCGACGUCAACAUCAACAUCUACCUCAAAUACCCGGACCUCAGAUACAGGCAUCAACAAAAGCCUAAGCACACUCCUAGGCGGCGACGCACCAAUCUUCCUCCCCGGCAAAGAAGGCCGUUUCGAAGGUUUAUUCAUCUUCGCAUUUGAUGAAAAGGGGCGUAUAGCGAGUCAUACGAUUGAACAUGCAGACCGCGCGGAUGGAUGGGAUCGAACGGCCAAAUUUGUGACGUUGACGGAUUGGUUGUUGGGGAAGGCCAGGGGGAGCCUUAUGGAGGGUGGAGGGGGGACUGUUGCGGGACCGGCAUUGAUUGUUCCUGUUGAUUCAGAUCGUGCACGGCAAUAUCAGUCUGAUAGAAGUUUUGGGUGGGGGGCGGCGGAUGGGUUGAAGGGAAAGGUGGAGAGUUCUGUUAUCAUGGUGGAAUUCGAUGAGACAUUAAGAUGUUCGAAAUGA
This is a messenger RNA of Talaromyces stipitatus ATCC 10500, 1227 nucleotides long. RefSeq lists its product as uncharacterized. Lineage: Eukaryota; Fungi; Ascomycota; Eurotiomycetes; Eurotiales; Trichocomaceae. The transcript is spliced from 2 exons. The coding region runs from base 1 to 1227 and encodes 408 amino acids. The record is from RefSeq and is a predicted model, not a curated record.